Molecule: messenger RNA, 349 nt
Organism: Humulus lupulus (European hop)
Lineage: Eukaryota; Viridiplantae; Streptophyta; Magnoliopsida; Rosales; Cannabaceae
Exons: 2
Coding region: 5-349 (114 amino acids)
Source: RefSeq, a predicted model, not a curated record
UUCCAUGGCUCGUUAUUUGCGUAGCACCGUACCCCCAACUACACUAGCUUGGGAACAAGUAAAACCAGCUGAUAUCGAAGUUAUUCGAAAGAGACUAUCUGAAAAAUUCAUUUAUCUAGAAGACAAUCCAGUAAUCAACGAUGCCAUGGUAAGACAAAUGCAAAAACAUCUGACUGAUUGGCGCCACACGAUGAAGAAACACUGGGUAGAUGUUGGAGGAGAGGUGGACAAUGAGAGAGCGAAGUCAAAACCUUUUGUGUCGAUCACUUCUUCUGAUUGGGCAAUUCUGUGUGAUUUUUGGGCUUCUGAUUCUCACCAGGUAUGUCGUACAUUUUACAUUAAUUUUUAA